CUGGCGUGCAGAGGAAAGAGAAAUGUAAUUGCAAAGGGGUAGCUCGGAACGAGUUGCUGCUCGUCAGCCUGCGCUGCCAUGGGUAUUGGAGAGGCGGAGGGCGGCUGCUGCAGCCGGGGCUGUCCCACACCUGCCCCCGGCACAGAUCUUGUCUCUCCCUCGCUCAGAGCAGGGGCUGAGCUUCCCUGGCACCGCACGGCACUUGUUGGCACCACCGGGCACCUUUGGCUUCACCAACACAACUGCGUGUGCUGCCCAUGGUCUCUUUAGCACUCGCUUGCCAAGGGACCGAUGCACGGGCUGGCUUCUACUCCUGUACAUGGUGCCAAAAACCAGCGUUCACCUUCCUCAGGAGCCCAGGGUCCCUGCAGGGCACUGCGAGGAGUUUUUCCAUUCUUAAGGGAUGGAUUUUUAUAGCUGCCACCCUUAAACUUGCGUUUAAGCCACCAGCUGCUUUCGGGGUGAGCGUUGGCAAGCGGCAGCGCCAACCAGGAGCCACACGUGGGCUCUCCUGCAGCCAACGGGGUGUCUCCACAAGCGAGAGCAGAGAAGUGGCUUGGAGAUGCCCAAAUGUCUCUCUCAGCUUGUGGCACUGGUGGGGAAGGAGCCUUGCAAAGCUGCUGCCCGCAAACCGAGCUCUGCCGGUGCGGGCCUGCCCUCCCAUCGGCACACGAGGGUUUGGGGGGAUGGUUUUGUUCAGAGAAGGGUAAAAAGAGUCCUGAUGGCCAGGAGAGGUCUGUGCUGCAGCGCCCGCGCCCCCGCCCUGCUGCAGCUUGACCCCGUGUCUGUGUUUCCUCCUCUCUCCGCGGGCGAGGAUCCCCGGACAGGAGGUUUCUCUUCGUGCCCAUCCGCCACGCCAGCACCCAGCCACCACCUAGGCCGAGCACGCUGGCAUCCGGACCUACUUCUUCAGCGCCGAGAACACGGAGGAGCAGGAAUCCUGGAUCCAAGCCAUGGGCGAAGCUGCCCGGGUGCAGAUCCCCCCGACCCAGAGGCACGAGAAGCCAGACUCUGAAAACAUCCCCCCCAGCAAACACCACCACCACCACCACUGCAACACCACCCACCGCGAGCACCCCAAAGCUGACCCAGACGCCAAGACCCGGGGCGAAGGCGACGGCCGUGGCUCGGAGAAGAUCGAGAGGAAGUCAGAGAGGAUGGAGAGCAAGAAGGAGCCCUUGGCCAAAGUCAACGGCAUUGCCGGGCAGGAGAUGCCCUCAGAACCUGGAAGUCCUUACCCCGAGGCACCCCGGGUACCGGCAAGCGUGGAGCGGCCGCCGCAGCCCAACGGCUGGCCCUACUCCUCGCCCAGCCGCCCCGGCAGCACCGCGUACCCCCCGCCCGACGGGGAGAGCGUGGCCCAGCGCCGGGGCUUUGCCCCCCGCACCAACCCCGAGAAGAUCGCCCAGCGCAAGAGCUCGAUGACGCAGCUGCAGCAGUGGGUGAACUCGCGCCGGGGGGCCGUGCCCCCCGAGGAGCUGCGGAGCCCCACCAGGUUUUACCCUGUGUCUCGCCGGGUGCCCGACUACUAUUCCCCCUACUCGCCCCAGUACCCCGAGGACUACCAGUACUACCCACCCGGGGUGCGCCCCGACAGCAUCUGCUCCAUGCCCGCCUACGAGCGGGUGAGCCCGCCCUGGGCGCUGGAGGACAAGCGGCAUUCCUUCCGCAACGGGGGCACCUACCAGCUCCGUGACUGGAAAGAGCACCCCGGGUUUGGCCGGCAAGACGUCCCGCUUUGGCUACCCGGUCCUGGGAGGCAACCGACCUACUUGGAUGAGGUGGAUGCAGCCUCGGGCUCUCUGCGACGAAUGUCGCUGCAGCCCCGUUCCCGCUCCGUGCCCCGCUCGCCCAGCCAGGGCUCCUACACCCGGGCGCGGGUCUACUCCCCGGUGCGCUCGCCCAGCGCCCGCUUCGAGCGGUUGCCGCCCCGGGGGGAUGAGAUUUACGCCGACCCCGCCACCUUCAUGAUGAGGCGAUCCAUCAGUUCUCCAAAGUACGACUACCUGGGUGACAGACGGCCCAUGCCUGCGGGAAUGUAUCCGUACCACUACCCGGCAUCCCCCAACGUCCACGACAAAAUGGAUGAACUUUUAGACCUUCAGUUGCAAAGAAACCUAGAGUAUUUGGACCAGCAGAUGAGCGAGAGCGAAACCCUGAUCAGUAUGGUGAACAGGAUGGUGGAGACCUCCUCCCCUAGGGCUCAGCUCUACAUGCAAGUGACGCCCUUCCCGGAGGCCUACAGGGAGACGCUGCAUGCCUACAAGAUAAGCGAGCAAGACACCGAUAAGCUGCUGGGGAAGCUCUGUGAGCAGAACAAGGUGCUGCGGGAGCAGGAGAGGCUGGUGCAGCAGCUCCGAGCAGAGAAGGAGAGCCUGGAGAGUGCCCUGAUGGGGACGCACCAGGAGCUGGAGAUGUUUGGGAGCCAGCCUGCCUACCCGGAGAAGCUGCUGCACAAGAAGGAGUCUCUCCAGAACCAGCUCAUCAACAUCCGCGUGGAGCUGUCGCAGGCCAGCACGGCCUUGGCGAAUAGCACCGCUGAGUAUGAGAGCCUGGAGAGCGAAGUGUCUGCCCUGCACGACGACCUUUGGGAGCAGCUGAACCUGGACAUCCAGAAUGAAAUGCUCAACCGGCAGAUCCAGAAGGAGAUCUGGAGGAUCCAAGACGUGAUGGAGGGGUUGAGGAAGAACAACCCAUCCCGCGGCACGGACACUGCCAAGCACAGAGUGGCCAUCGGCCCCUCGGGGACGUACAGCUCUAACAGCCCCGCCAGCCCCCUGAGCUCGGCCAGCCUCACCAGUCCCCUCAGCCCCUUCUCCCUCGUCUCCGGCUCCCAGGGUUCUCCCACCAAGCCAGGACCCGGUGAGGAACCAGGCCCGCCUCGACCUCCCCUCCCCAAGUCCUACGUACCCUUGGAGUCUCCUCCGAGUGUUCCUCCGCUCCCCGGCGAGAGCCGGCUCUGGCCGUACCCCACCUCCCCUUCCUGGCAGCGAGGCGGCGAGGCGAAGAGGGGACAGCCCAAGCCGAGCUUCGAGCAGAGCAAGAAAGAGACGCAGUGGUCGUCCCCCCCCGGGCCCCCAGCUGAGGGGCUCCCACAGAGCCGGCAGGAGCAGGAGGCAGAGAAGCAAGCGGCUCUCAACAAGGUGGGCAUCGUGCCCCCGAGGACCAAGUCUCCGGCGGAGGAGGAGGUGGUGCCGGUGGCCGGCGUGGCAAGGAGGAGCGCCGGUGGCAUGGCCAACGGGCUCGGCUCUCGGGAGAGACCGAAAAGCGCCGUGUUCGCCAACGAGACGAAGGUGAAGAUGAGUGUGGAGGAGCAGAUCGACCGCAUGAAACGCCACCAGAGCGGCUCGAUGAAGGAGAAGCGGCGCAGCCUGCAGCUCCCUGGCAGCCAGCAGCCCGAGACCCCCGGCACCAAGGCACCCACCUCCUACAAAGUGGUGCGCCGGCACCGCAGCAUCCAUGAGGUGGACAUCUCCGACCUGGAAGCAGCGCUGCGCUCCGAUGACCCUGGCAAGGUCUACGAGACGCCGCAGGAGGAGAUCGCCCGCCUGCGCAAGAUGGAGCUGGAGCCGCAGCACUACGACGUGGACAUCAGCAAGGAGCUCUCCACGCCGGACAAAGUCCUCAUCCCCGAGCGGUACGUCGAACUGGAGCCCGAUACGCCGCUCAGCCCCGAGGAGAUGAAGGAGAAGCAGAAGAAGGUGGAGAGAAUCAAAACCCUCAUUGCCAAAUCCAGCCUGCAGAAUGUCAUCCCCCUGGGCGAGGGGGAGGUGGACACCCCCCAAGACCCUGAGACCCAGCUGCAGGAGCAGGAGAAGAGGAUAGAGAUCUCGUGCGCUCUGGCUGCCGAGGCCUCCCGCCGCGGCCGCAUGCUCUCGGCUCAAUGCGCUACCCCAAGCCCUCCCACCUCCCCAGCCUCCCCGACUCCACCGACCAACCCCCUCUCGUCUGAAACAUCCCGGGUCGCCGACAACAGCCAUUUUAUGCGUGUCUGAGCCAUGAACUCAAGCCCUGGCUGCUGCCGGCACCAUCAAGUUCCACGGGGCCACGUUUUAGCUCCCGGACAUGACACCGAACUUCUCGCCAUCAUUUUCGGUUCUCCUGGACCCCCCCUUCCCUCCCAACCGACGGCGAGACCACCCGGCACUGCCGAGCGGGGAGAUGGUCACCGACAGCACCAGCCGCUCUGCCUCAUCCCGGAGGAGACGCAUGGGUGCUGGGAGGUUGUUCGCCGGAGUGUGGUCCCCGAGGAGCCCCCGGGCUGCCAGGUGGCACAGGGACAGAUCCGUGGUGUCCUGGGCAUGCGUGGACGGCCGGGCAGGGCAUCUGCAGCAGCGACAGCCAGUACAGCGGCCGUCUCCCUGCCAGGGCAGCCCUGGGGGAGCGUAGGACUCCCCAGGCUCCUCGUGCUGCUGCGUUGGUCUCCCAAAAAUAUGUGAAGGGGCUCUUCUGGGUGGAGACUGGCCAACCCCCACCGUGGAUGGUGCUUCCACCUUACACUGGACCUGUGGAUGCUCCAUCUCUGCUCCUUGGGCACCUCUUCCCCUUCCCAUGCCCUGAACCUGCUUUUAGCAUCCAUCUGGCCGGGGUUAGUUGCUGGCAGAUCCUGGCCUGUCCCAUCGCUCCUGGCGCUGGUGGCUCAGCCGGAGGAAGAAGGAGCUGUGUUGGGAAUGGGAUGGAUGAAGGUGGGACUGUGGGGGGACACGGGGGUGCCCGGGAGAGCGCUGUGCUGGGGGUCAGGGUGGUACAAGGGCUGCCUGGGGCACCGGAGCGCCGCUGGCACGGAGCAGGAGGUCUGGGCAGGGACGGGGACGUUGCACGGGAGCAGAGGAGUGGUGCGGGGAGCUGGGGCUCGGCAGGGAUCCCUCUGUGGUGGAGGGGGACAGGGACGAGAAGGGGAAGGGGCUUGGGGCCAGACGGCAGCAGCGGGGCUCAUCCUCGGGGAGCAGUGUCCCCCCCGUCACCUCUGUCUCAGCCCCUCUGAAAAUCUGGCACCGCAUCUUGCCCCAGGACCUUGCCAUUGCACUCCGGACCCUUCGAUUUGUUUGGUUUUCCUGUAGCAAGUUUCCCCUUUAGCUUUCUGGUGGGA
This is a messenger RNA of Athene cunicularia (burrowing owl), 5089 nucleotides long. RefSeq names its product pleckstrin homology domain containing A6 (gene PLEKHA6). The record is from RefSeq and is a predicted model, not a curated record. The transcript has 22 exons. Lineage: Eukaryota; Metazoa; Chordata; Aves; Strigiformes; Strigidae. The coding region runs from base 954 to 3995 and encodes 1013 amino acids.